AUGCAGGGUCUCACGCCGCCCGAACGGUCGACGAGUCCGCCGCGUAGGCGCAGGGCUUGCAUCCCAUGCACCAAUGCCAAGGCGCGCUGUAAUUUCACCGACAUCAACGGCGGCGCUGACGAUGUCAACUGUGAAAGAUGUGAGAGAAUCGGAAUAAGGUGUACAGCAAAAACCACUAAAAGCUUGCGAAAGCCGCGACUCGUAAAACCGCUCAACAACCGGGUCGCAUCUCUAGAAGACCGCCUGGAUGCUUUGACAACAGCCAUUGAGGCGCAGAAUUCCCUUACCUCGCGCAGCUUGGCUAUGAGCGGCUCGUCCAGUCCCGCGCAAACGCCCAGCAGCCAAGCGCAUAUACAGAGCCCUGUGCUUCCUUCAAUAUCAUCACCUGCGAGCUCUACAACAACAUCAAAAGCAUCGCCGGCACCUCCGCGUCAGAGCUCGACUAGCUGGCCAUCCACGCAGCCCCCACCGCCGCUGGGCCUCACCUGGCCGCAGGCAGAGAGGAUCUUGGCUAUUUACCGCGACACUUGUCUCUAUAAUUUUCCCUUUGUGUGGAUUCCGGGGGACUUGACGGCCCAGGAGUUGUGCGAGUCCAAGCCGUGUCUAUUUCGGGCAGUCAUGCUCUCCUCGGCCCCAUUACCAGUGGCGAGAUUAAAAAAGAUGAAGCGCAACGUGAUUGCAUACAUUAGCCAGCAUAUGCUUGUCGAAGAGGAGCGAAGUCUUGAUGUCCUGCAAGGAUUGCUAAUUGUCAUUGCUUGGGCGGAUUUGCAGAGUUUAUACGACCAGCAGAUUACGAACCUCACAUAUCUGGCAACAGGCUACGCACAUAAUCUUGGGAUCACCAAAAUUCCACGCGAACUUCUCAAGCAGAUCGGGAUGGAUAAUGCCCCAGACGAUGUGAGAGCGACAAAAGACAUCAACGUUCCAAAGGCGCCAUCGUCGGAUGAAAUGCGAGCGUUUCUUGGUGUCUAUUACCUACUAUCCAUAAAUUCGGGUCAAUUCGGCCGCAACACGACUAUGCGCUGCCAAUACGUCGACUUUUGCGCUGACGCCCUCGCCCAGGCCGGCGAGUACCCUUCCGACUUUCUCCUCCAGCAAGUCGUGCGCCUGAUGCAGAUCGAAGAUCGCAUCUCCGAGUUCUUCGGCUCAGCCAACGACACCGCGCGAGGGCGCCCCUAUCUCUUCCUCGUCGACGAGAACGUCACGACGCUGCGUGCCGACCUCGACACCAUCCUCGAGUCCCUCACCUACGCAGAGCUGACCAAGCGCCUCCCGCACUGCUCCCCCGACCAGAUCGACCACUUUGCGCGCUACUUUGACCUCACGCGGCAGUACCUCCUCGUCCGGCUGUACGAGCCCGCGACCUACCUCGGCGACCUGCCCGAGACGGGCGCCGCAGACCCCGCGGGGCAGCGCCACUACCGGGCCACCGCCCUGCGCAACUGCCUCAUGGCCGCCAACGCCUUCUUCGAGACAGUGACCAACGUGCCGGCCACCAGCGCCCGCUUCCAGGCCCUCGCCGCGCCCGGCCAGACGGGCUUCGUCAUGGUGAUUUGCUCGCGGCUGUUGGUAGUGGACGCGCCCGACUGGGACACCGCGGCGGCGCGGCGCAUGCUCGACUUCUCGGGCUUCCUGACCAAGAUCGUCGGUCGCCUGCAGGUGGCCGAGCAGCGCCGGAGGGUCAACGUGGAGCACUUUGUGCGCGAGACGCGCGUGGUCGGCGUCACGCAGGAGGAGAUGGACGAGCCGGGCCGCUACGCGGGCACGUCGCAAAAGACAUCCUUUAUCAAGGCGUGGUACGAGAACCGCCUGCGACAGAUUGACGAGGCGCUGGCGGCAGGGACCCGGGCGGCGCCGUCAUACUCGGAGCCGAUGUACAUGGACGAAGCGCUUCUGGGUCGUCCAUGGCACCGCCUUGCGGGCAGUGCCGGGCCACGCUGGUUCGUGGGACUUUUGGAGGGCUCAGCGUGGAAUUUUGACGAUGUGCAGAUGAACAACACAAGCCAAUGA
Akanthomyces muscarius is the source of this 2010-nucleotide messenger RNA. RefSeq lists its product as uncharacterized. The record is from RefSeq and is a predicted model, not a curated record. Gene Ontology annotation, biological process: regulation of DNA-templated transcription. The coding region runs from base 1 to 2010 and encodes 669 amino acids. Lineage: Eukaryota; Fungi; Ascomycota; Sordariomycetes; Hypocreales; Cordycipitaceae. The transcript is spliced from 5 exons. Gene Ontology annotation, cellular component: nucleus. Gene Ontology annotation, molecular function: DNA-binding transcription factor activity, RNA polymerase II-specific; transcription cis-regulatory region binding; zinc ion binding.